UUAACAAGAAAGAAAGGCCAUGGCAGCAAAUUUAUUUAGCACAUGAGAAAACAAUGCCACUGCCAAACAAAAUAUUAAAGGAGGAAAUAAGGCUCCAAUGAUUAUGAAGUACAUAAAAAGUGGAGAAUGAUCAAUCACAGCCGGCCGUUCUCACCCCUGGGCCAGGGCGGCCAGGGCGCGUACGGCGCGGUAGUUGGCAAUGCUUAAUACAUUGUUGUGUUUGUAAACAUAGUUUUUCUCCUUUCGUGAGUGCGUUUGUUGUUUCAAAAUUCCAGUUGUCUAGGGUGCCUUUGAAAAAUAGCAACAUUGUUCUUCAACGGGAGUGCCCACAACCAUGGCAGCGGGAUCGCCACCUCGAGUUGAGGUCUCUGAAUUGAACGACCUGCUGAUUCGAUGCAUGGCUUCCAAGCUACCCGAACCCGAGCAGCAGAACGUCCUUGCGUGGGCGUGCCGCCUGCGCGAGGACAGGCGCCUGUCCAGCCUGCAGCUGCUCCUGGAGGCCCUGCUGGACGCCGUCAAGCCCGGGGGGCGCCUGGACGGCCGCUUCGCUGAGCCCGUCCCCUCCGACCGGGCGCUGCCCACCGUGCAGGAGAUAUCGCAAAUGGGGGUGUCGGUGCGAGCGCUGCUGGACGUGGGCGUGCAGGCGGACGCGGGGUGGGCGCGCGACGCGGUGCGCGAGUACGCCGUGCACCCCGAGCCCGCCAUGUUCCUCGGCGUGCAGCCCAAGCCUCGCAACGGCGCCAUGUGCUACAUGAGCGUGUUCGGGUCGUGA
Thrips palmi is the source of this 772-nucleotide messenger RNA. RefSeq lists its product as uncharacterized. NCBI's taxonomy places the organism in Eukaryota, Metazoa, Arthropoda, Insecta, Thysanoptera, Thripidae. The transcript is spliced from 4 exons. Bases 335 to 772 code for a protein of 145 amino acids. The record is from RefSeq and is a predicted model, not a curated record.